Molecule: messenger RNA, 980 nt
Organism: Penicilliopsis zonata CBS 506.65
Lineage: Eukaryota; Fungi; Ascomycota; Eurotiomycetes; Eurotiales; Aspergillaceae
Exons: 2
Coding region: 72-611 (179 amino acids)
Cellular component (GO): membrane
Source: RefSeq, a predicted model, not a curated record
UCUUACUUAUGGGUCAAUUGCUCUAUAUCCCUCCGUCAUCUCUUCCUAAAUUUUACCACAGAUUGUUAAAUAUGGCGGCGAGUCAAACGGUCAAUUUUACUCUGCGAGCCCUACAGCUCAUCUUCGCCAUCGCUAUUAUGGGAACAGAUGGCUACGCUAUCAACUCAUUUCGCAGCUACAGUUCAUAUGAAGACUCCUGGUUUGGCGAUCUAUACUUAACAACCGGCGUCCCCGAUGCAUGGGGCUUCUUGAUGUUCUGUGCCGCGUGGACGUUUCUGGUCGUCUUAUUACCUAUCAUUGCUGGAAGAACCAGAUUCGUGGAUCAUAUAUGGAUGGGCUAUAUUUAUGUCGUCGGGGAGGCUGUUGCUGUCCUCUCUUGGCUUGCUGGUUUCAUUGCCGUGGCUGUAAAUAUCGGGAAUGAUGUCUGUCCAGCAGGAGGAAGCGAUGUAUGUCCUUCAGGACAUAACUGCUGUGCGGUGCUCAAGGCGGCGACUGUCUUUGGGGCCUGCGAAUGGCUGCUCUUUAUGAUCACUACAGCCCUGACUGUGCUUGUCUUCAGAAGCACUCGCCAGCCAAAGACUGAAAAGACCACUCCCGCUACAGCUACUUGAUCAGCGGGUAUACGAGUACUUGGGAUAUACGAAGCCGUCUGGCUAUGAGAUCUUUGAACUUCAAGCUUCGAAUAAGGAUGAUGAUGACAUUGGUUUACCUUGAAGGAUAGUAUGGGAUAGUUGGAUCAUUGCUCGAGAAACAAUCAACUAGCUAGUUAAUGAGAGACUAGAGACAUGAUAUGCUGUUGGAGGGAAUAAGAACAAAACGUAUUCCCUGGGAAGGCAGAUAAACAUCCACUGAAUAGCAAUAAGAAAAGGGGAAAGGGAAAAACUUAUGUAUAAGAGAAUGACUAGAUUCUGCUCAAAAUACCCGAAACGAAAUGGGAGAAAAGUGCGAGGUGGCAGUAUCCAAAGCACUGAUAGCCGUUG